UUGGUCUCGCUAGUGCGCAAGCAAAACCAGCGGCGCAGCGACCAAAAAGCCCACAGCUUUCUUCUACCUUACCUUCCCCCCUCCUCCUCGCUUCCCUGCGCCACCCAAGAAGCUAGCAACCGCUUCUCCCCGUCCCAUCCCAGCCAUGGCGGCGCUGUCCCGCGCGGCCUCCUCCGCGAUCCGGCGCCACGGCGGUGCCCUGCUGCCGAGGCUGCAGCCGGCGAGGCCGAUGGCGUCGCUGUUCGGCCACGUCGAGCCGGCGCCCAAGGACCCCAUCCUCGGCGUCACCGAGGCCUUCCUCGCUGACCCAUCCCCCGGCAAAGUCAACGUCGGCGUCGGCGCCUACCGGGACGACAACGGCCAGCCCGUCGUGCUCGACUGCGUGCGCGAGGCCGAGCAACGGAUCGCUGGAAACCUUAACAUGGAGUACCUUCCAAUGGGAGGCAGUAUGAAGAUGAUUGAUGAGUCGCUGAAGCUGGCGUACGGGGAGGAUUCUGAGUUCAUCAAAGACAAGAGGAUCGCGGCAGUGCAGGCGCUUUCGGGUACUGGUGCGUGCCGGCUCUUUGCUGAUUUCCAGAAGCGUUUCUUGCCCGAUUCGCAGAUCUACAUACCUACACCAACGUGGUCCAACCAUCACAAUAUUUGGAGGGAUGCUCAAGUGCCACAGAGAACAUUCACAUACUACCAUCCAGAGUCAAGAGGGCUUGAUUUUGAAGGAUUGAUGGAUGACAUCAAGAAUGCUCCAAAUGGUUCUUUCUUUCUGCUCCAUGCAUGUGCUCAUAAUCCUACUGGAGUAGAUCCUACAGAGGAACAAUGGAGAGAGAUAUCCUAUCAGUUCAAGGUGAAAAAACAUUUUCCCUUCUUUGACAUGGCAUACCAAGGAUUUGCCAGCGGUGAUCCAGAGAGAGAUGCCAAGGCAAUCCGAAUCUUCCUUGAAGAUGGACACCAAAUUGGAUGUGCUCAGUCAUACGCAAAGAACAUGGGGCUGUAUGGACAGAGAGCAGGAUGUCUGAGUAUUCUAUGUGAGGAUGAGAUGCAAGCAGUUGCUGUCAAGAGCCAACUGCAACAGAUCGCAAGGCCAAUGUACAGCAACCCACCUAUUCAUGGUGCACUGGUUGUUUCUAUAAUCCUCAAUGAUCCAGAACUAAAGAGUUUAUGGUUAAAAGAGGUCAAGGGUAUGGCUGGUCGUAUCAUUGGAAUGCGGAAGGCACUUAAGGAAAAUCUUGAAAAGCUAGGUUCACCUUUGUCAUGGGAGCAUAUCACCAAUCAGAUUGGAAUGUUCUGCUACAGUGGGAUGACACCUGAACAAGUUGACCGCCUAACAAAUGAAUACCAUAUUUACAUGACCCGCAAUGGGAGAAUAAGCAUGGCUGGUGUAACAACAGGAAAUGUUGCUUACUUGGCAAAUGCUAUUCAUGAGGUUACCAAGCCAAAUUGAGUUUCUUCCUCCUGCCCUCUUCGGCCGAUGAAAUGAGGCUUGCAAGCGGCUUUUUUUUGUUCAUGACAUAUUUGCAAGGUCGUCCGUGAGAAAUAAGUUCAACCUGUUGGGGCUGUCCAAUGGCAAAUUUCACCUGUAUGGAGAACUAUUGAUGGGCAACUUAAAUGUUGAGAGCUAUAUGGUGAUCAUGCCUCUUAUUUUUCCUUUCUUAUGGCACUUGUUACACUAGCGGCAAAUGGCUGUAGCAUGAUUUACACAGUACUGAAGAAAAUAAAUGCGACGAAAUUGAUUA
This is a messenger RNA of Phragmites australis (common reed), 1730 nucleotides long. Its product is annotated as aspartate aminotransferase, mitochondrial. The transcript is spliced from 10 exons. Gene Ontology annotation, molecular function: pyridoxal phosphate binding; L-aspartate:2-oxoglutarate transaminase activity. Gene Ontology annotation, biological process: amino acid metabolic process; biosynthetic process. Gene Ontology annotation, cellular component: mitochondrion. NCBI's taxonomy places the organism in Eukaryota, Viridiplantae, Streptophyta, Magnoliopsida, Poales, Poaceae. The record is from RefSeq and is a predicted model, not a curated record. Bases 146 to 1438 code for a protein of 430 amino acids.